GACGAAAGUGACGCUAUGAAGGCGCGCCGGAAGCGGAAAGUGGCCCGUUCAACCCGUGCCGCUGCUCCCUGUGUGUCUGCUCCUGCACGCGGAGCGGCGGCGGACAUGGCUCCGGGCGGGCAGGCAGCGGGCGGCGCUGGCGCUGGCGCCGGGGCGGCCCCGGAGGGGCUGCGGGACUGGAUCCGCACAGCCUACCGCUUCGCCACGGACAGGAACGACUUCCGCCGGAACCUCCUCGUGAACCUGGGGCUUUUCGCUGCGGGCGUCUGGGUCGCCAGGAACCUGACGGACAUCGACCUGAUGUCUCCGCCGCCCGUGGCGUAGCGGCGGGGCCCCUUGAAUCAACGUUUGCCCGUGUCAAAGGCUGAAGAGCUGCUGCUCCCAGCACGGCAGGACGACCCCAAUGACCACCAGAGUUGUGUGUUAAAGCUGCCACAAGUUUUGACCGGCUUGGGCAGUACUCCACGUUGCUUUUGUUUUGGGUAACAGCGUUCAGCAGCGGCUCUGGUUCGCGUGCAUCGCCAUUCCACAAGUGACGAGAAGACCUUUGUCUGAGAGAUUUGGCUUCAGUUCAGCCGGCCGGGCACGACCACUUUUACAGUAGUCUAUUACGUUUUCAAGGCUUAUGAAACUUGCAUGUGGCGUUUCCUUCUGUACUGAGGUUAACGGUUGAUUAAAUGAUCCUUGAGGGUGUAUGGAAUAAUGA
Alligator mississippiensis (American alligator) is the source of this 706-nucleotide messenger RNA. RefSeq names its product translocase of outer mitochondrial membrane 6 (gene TOMM6). The coding region runs from base 16 to 324 and encodes 102 amino acids. Gene Ontology annotation, cellular component: mitochondrial outer membrane translocase complex. NCBI's taxonomy places the organism in Eukaryota, Metazoa, Chordata, Crocodylia, Alligatoridae. The record is from RefSeq and is a predicted model, not a curated record. The transcript is spliced from 3 exons.